AUGGCAUCAAAUCUUCCCCCUCCGCAUCAGCAACAACCAACACAACAUAUAAACCAACCACCACAAACGUAUCAACCAGAAAAGAAUAAUCGUGCCAGAAAUAGUAAUACAAAUAUGAACAAUUUCGGUCAACCGUCUACUCCUCCCGUCAAUCUUUAUUAUCGUCCAGAUAGUCCAGUUCCUCCUUCAAGUAGAACCUCAUUAGAUAGUAAUGACCAAUUAUUUAGUGGAUUUAGUGCAGACAAUACGGCAUCGCCUUAUUAUGGCAGCAUUAACAAAGUUGCAACCUCUGAUCCUAAAUCAGAUCCACAAAUAUCACGUGAUACUCAAGAGUUUAUGAAUAUUGGUGAUGAUCCACAAAAGAAAGAUAAAAACCUUAAAGGGUUCUUGAAAAAUAAAAAGAAAGCAUGUUGUUUUCUUUGUUGUGGAAUAUCUAUCAUUAUUGCUGCUAUUAUGAUCCCAGUGGCAGUCUUUGUGAUUGCUCCCGCGAUUGCUCAAGGUGCUGUUACUGGAUCAAAAUUGCAUUUUUCAAGCGCUAAUCUAACAAAUCUCACCGAAGAUAAUUUUGUGAUGAAAGUCAAUGGAAAAGUAACUGAUACUGGACCAAUGGCUGCAACAAUCGAUGUUCCUGAUGGUGUAGAAGUUUCUUGGAAUGGAAAUGUAUUGGGUAGAUUACCAUUAGACACAAUUUCAGCUGCUCCAUUCGUUGGUGCGGAUAUAGAUUCAUCACAAACAUUUACUAUCCUAAAUAAAACUGCUUUUGGUGAAUUCAAUAAAUUUAUGUUAACCUCGAAAGAAUUCACUUGGCAUUUAGAAGGAUCCGCAAAUGUGAGAGCUGCUGGUCUAAGUCUGAAAGGAAUUAAACUUAUUAAAGAUGUGACAAUGAAUGGAAUGGCAAAUUUCCCUGAUGUCAGCAUCAAGAGUUUCGACGCGCCCUCUGAUGAUCCGGCUGGCGGUAUUACUAUCCAGCUUCUCUCAAUUAUGGUUAAUCCGUCACCAAUUGGCGUAGAAUUGGGCGACCUUGAAUUCGAUGUUCUAUAUAAUAAUCAAAAAAUUGGGGAAGUAACCGCUAGCAAUGUAAUUCUUGGUACAGGAGCUAAUGCACUCAAUCUAAACGGUCGAUUGAUUCCACAAAAUACUUCAGAAGGAUUAGCGGCUGUCAGUGAAUUGUUUUCAAAAUAUAUCGCUGGAGAAAAUGCAAACACAACCGUAUUAGCCAAAACUGUUAAACCGAGUAAAAAUAAUAACAAUAAUAGUACAACUCCAAUCUCUUGGUUGCAAUCUGCUUUCGUGGGAACAACUUUGUCAGUAGUAUUACACGGUGCACAAAAUCUAACCGUGAUUAAUAGUGUAGAUAUAAAGACAAUGGAUUUAGCAUUCAAUAAAGAUAAUGCUUAUUCGCCUACUGCGCAAUCUGAUGCAUUAUCAGUAGCAUUCAAAAUCCCAUUCGGUUUUCAAUUGAAAAUGGAAAAAAUCGCUCAGGAUAUUACAAUUUACGGUGGAUCAUAUGCUCUUGCCACUCUUUCGACAUCUUACACGGAUGCUAACGGGGAUUCGAGUAUCGGAAAAAUUGAUUCGAAAAUUCCGCCAACGCCGUUUAGCGUGAUUAAAGGAGCAGAACCCAAUUUCCAAGACUUCAGUGAACAUCUUACGAUGGACUCAUCAGUAGUAAUGACAAUGAAAGGCAGUGCAAAUUCAAUCGCAUCAACUUCAAUUGGUGAAGUGGAAAUUAAAGGGAUUAAAUUCAUUGUGGAUACACAACUUCAAGGUCUACAAGGAUUACAAGUCAAACCAGCCACGAUCAAUUCAUUGAGUGUAACUGGUGGAACUAAAGAUUACAUGAUCAUUAACCUUUCUGUCACGUUGUUCAAUCCAUCAAAUGUAAAGAUCUCGAUGGGUGAUGUAAUUCUUGAUCUUUAUUUUCAAGGUCAAAAAGUUGGUCAAGUGCUCAUGAAUAAUUUUAUCCUUGAUCGUGGGUCUAAUACCAUUAACUUGGUUGCUCAUUUCGGUCCAAAUGGUGACAAAGCAAUUGCCGCUGGGCGUAUUCUUCUUGACGCAUUCAUGAAGGGUGAUAGCAAUACAGUCGGGAUUCAAGGAAGUCCUCAGUCUACAGAAAUCGGAAGCCUACAAAAAGCUCUUGCAGGUCUAAAACUAUCAACUUCGAUGCCAGGUCUCAAAUCGGAUCAACCCAUUCUCGUGAGAUCGCGAUUCACCAUCAAUUUCGGCUCAGUAUUCACGAAACAGGGCACGGCUUCGGUUGACGCUUACAAUCCACUCGACACUACAAUAAAAUUUUUGAAAAUGAAGGCCACAAUCACGUAUAAAGGACAAGUUAUCGGAACAUUGGACCAAGAUCUGACUAGCUCACCUAUUGCUAUACCACCCAAACAAGUGAUGACCACUCGCGAUCUAAAUUUGACCCUACAAAUUAGUCUUACCGCUAUUCAAAGUUUAUUCGCAGGUAUUUCUGGCGAUCUUGCUACCGAUAUCACGUCUACCAUUGUUCUAGCCAUUGGUGAUUAUGUCACUGAAAUUGAUUAUGCACAAAAUCAAGUACCUACCGGUUUAGGCCAUGGUUCAAACCAAAAAUAA
This is a messenger RNA of Ambispora leptoticha, 2592 nucleotides long. Lineage: Eukaryota; Fungi; Glomeromycota; Glomeromycetes; Archaeosporales; Ambisporaceae. The record is from the annotation of a GenBank genome assembly.